AUGUUCCAGCCGUCUGCGAAGCGCUGCUUCACCAUCGAGUCCCUGGUGGGCAAGGACACCCACCUCAGCCCCGAGGAACCCCCGCGCCCCGCCGCCCUCGGCUACCCCGGCCCCGCCGCCGACGCCGCCGCCUUCGCCCCCGGCUUCCAGGGCGCUGCCGCCGCCGCCGCCGCCGCCGGCCGGGCCCUCUACGGUAGCGCCGAGCUCGUCUUCCCGGAGGCCGUGGGGCACCCGGCGCUGCCCGUCGGGCCCCAUCAGCUGGGGGGUUCGGCGCUGCCGCACCCCCACUCCUUCUUCGGGCCGCAACACCGCGACCCGCUCAACUUCUACCCCUGGGUGCUGCGGAACCGCUUCUUCGGGCACCGCUUCCAAGGGAGCGAGGUGUCCCAGGAGAGCCUGCUCCUCCACGGCCCCUUCGCCCGGAAACCCAAGCGCAUCCGCACAGCCUUCUCGCCGUCGCAGCUCCUGCGGCUGGAGCGGGCCUUCGAGAAGAACCACUACGUGGUGGGCGCCGAACGCAAGCAGCUGGCCAGCAGCCUCAGCCUCUCCGAGACCCAGGUGAAAGUGUGGUUCCAGAACAGGCGGACGAAAUACAAACGGCAGAAGCUGGAGGAGGAAGGACCCGACUCGGAUCAGAAGAAGAAAGGUUCCCACCACAUCAACCGAUGGCGCCUCGCCACCAAGCAGUCGAGCGGAGAAGACAUCGACGUCACCUCCAACGACUAA
This is a messenger RNA of Gymnogyps californianus (California condor), 726 nucleotides long. RefSeq names its product empty spiracles homeobox 1 (gene EMX1). The record is from RefSeq and is a predicted model, not a curated record. Lineage: Eukaryota; Metazoa; Chordata; Aves; Accipitriformes; Cathartidae. Gene Ontology annotation, biological process: neuron differentiation; central nervous system development; brain development. Bases 1 to 726 code for a protein of 241 amino acids. The transcript has 3 exons. Gene Ontology annotation, molecular function: DNA binding; DNA-binding transcription factor activity, RNA polymerase II-specific.